Acipenser ruthenus (sterlet) is the source of this 7345-nucleotide messenger RNA. Its product is annotated as ral GTPase-activating protein subunit alpha-2-like. Gene Ontology annotation, biological process: positive regulation of GTPase activity; regulation of small GTPase mediated signal transduction. The coding region runs from base 189 to 6122 and encodes 1977 amino acids. Lineage: Eukaryota; Metazoa; Chordata; Actinopteri; Acipenseriformes; Acipenseridae. The transcript has 40 exons. Gene Ontology annotation, cellular component: cytoplasm; nucleus. Gene Ontology annotation, molecular function: GTPase activator activity. The record is from RefSeq and is a predicted model, not a curated record.
GAGCGACGUCUUACGUAACUGCGUAUACGUCACGGGCUUUUCUGUUGGGUUUCCGUGUUUACACACCCACGAAAGGAGGAGACAAGCAUAGCGCCAGAUUAACACAAGGCGAUAGAAGAGACAGUAAUACACCGACUGCAUGGUAAAACGAAGAAAAAACAGCUGCCAAAAUAGCUUUCUAUAACGGAAUGUUUUCUCGAAAGAGCCAUGGAGACGUCAAGAAAUCUACACAGAAAGUUCUGGACCCAAAGAAGGAUGUACUGACCCGCUUGAAGCACCUCAGGUCUCUGCUAGAUAUCCUGGAUGGGGGAGAACUAAAGACGUUCUUUGAAACAAACUGCUCUCAAAUUUAUUUUAUCUUCUUUGAGAAUUUCAUUACACUGGAAUAUAGCUUAAAGCAAAAAGGGAAUAAAUCCCAAAGGGAGGAGCUGGACUCCAUUCUCUUUCUUUUUGAAAAAAUUCUUCAACUUCUGCCGGAAAGAAUAUACUAUAGAUGGCAAUUUCACAGUAUAGGUUCUAUUUUGAAGAAGCUUUUGCACACUGGAAACUCAAUCAAGAUAAGAUGUGAAGGAAUCAGACUAUUUUUACAAUGGAUUCAAGCACUGCAGACAAAUUGCUUGGAAGAACAGUGUUUAAUCUUUGCUUGCCUCGUGCCUGGAUUUCCAACAGUGACUUCCUCAAGGGGUCCCUGCACGCUGGAUACUAUUAUUACCAGCUCCUACAGUAACCCUCCGGAUGCCAAGGUUGUUCCUGAAGAAAUCACACCUCUUGUGCCAGCAGUGGCAGGUGAAAAGGUAGCUGAAGACCAGAUGUGCUAUUUUCUACAAAUUGUUCUGAAGAACAUGGUUAUCCAGGCUUCAAGCUUGGAAUGGAGGAACAGAGAGAAUAAAGACACUGGCUUCAGGUUUCUCUUCACGCUCUUUAAGAAGUACUACCUUCCUCAUUUGUUUCCGUCAUUUACGAAGCUUACCAACGUGUACAAGCCACUGCUGGAUAUUCCUCAGCUCAGACCAAAGCCACUGUACCUUCCUGUGACUCGGAACAAGGAGAGUACUUACUCCACAAGAGACCAGUUCCUGGCAGCGCGCGUUGCUUUUAUCAAAUGGCUUGUGACCUUCUUUCUGGAAAAGAAGUAUGUCACAGCAGCUCUAAACACUAAGAAUGGAGGGGAGGUGCUACCCAAAAUAAUCCAGACUGUUACUGCAGGCAGUACAAGUCAAGAGAAGAACUCUGAGGCUGAGAGCAAUGGACCCGCCGAGCAGGACAAGAGCCAUUCCAACAGCAGCACUCUGUCAGACAGAAGACUCAGUAACUCCAGCCUUUGCAGCAUUGAAGAGGAGCACCGGACAGUCUACGACAUGGUGCAGUGGAUUCUGCUGUCUACCAGGGACAAUGUGAAUUUUGUAAAUGAAGUUUUCCACCAGGCUUUCCUGUUACCAUCUUGUGAGGCUUCUGCAACAAGAAAGGUGAUAAAGGUUUACAAGAAGUGGAUCCUGCAAGAUAAGCCUGUGUUCAUGACUGAACCAGAAAAGAGCAAGCUGGGAGAGGAGAAAGGAGUACAUUCUGAUCCUCUGCAGGAAACAGAGACAGACAGCAAACAGCCUACAGAGUAUCCCGGUCACAAGCGCUCUUCUAGCUGGGGGAGAACAUAUUCAUUCAGCAGUGCAGUAAGCAGAGGCUGCAUUAAUGAAGAGGAAAACGCAGAUAUCAAAGCUGGGGUCCAAUCUAUGCUACAGGUGUUCCUGACAAAUUCUUCCAAUGUCUUCUUACUUGAACCUUGUCCUGAUGUCCCCAAGCUCAUAGAAGACCAGGUUGACGUGUGUAAAUCUGUGCUCAAUAUUUACAGGAAAAUGAUAAUGGAGCAUACUAUGAAUAAGCAGACCUGGGAGCAAAUGUUACAAGUAUUGCUAAGAAUCACUGAUGCUGUGAUGCGAAGGCCACAGGAAAACACUAAAGAUGUGUUUGCCACGAGCCUGGCUGGAAUGCUUUUUCGGACGGUAAUCGUAGCCUGGGUUCGGGCUAAUUUAAGUGUCCUUAUCGCCCGGGAGCUCUGGGAUGAACUGCUCAGUGUGCUGUCAUCCCUCACUGCUUGGGAGGAGCUGGUCAUCGAGUGGGCCAACAUCAUGGAUUCUCUAACAGGAGUCGUAGCAAGAUCUGUCUACGGCCUAGAUAUGAGCAGCUUGCCGCUCGACAAACUGAGUGAACAAAAAGAAAAGAAACAGCGAGGCAGAGGAGUAAUUCAGGACACUCAGAAGGGAGCUGCUGUGGGUAGAUAUUUUUCUCUGAGCUGGAGAAGUCACCCUGAAGUUCAGGAGCCCAUGCGAUUCAGGAGUGCCACAACAUCAGGGGCUCUAGGAGUGGAAAAAGCAAGAAACAUGGUCCGGCAAAAAGCAACAGCUAAGCGAAGCCAGUCUAUCAGCAGCUGUGUUCAUCUGUACGAGGCUUUGCCAGUUGCUAAAAGCGUGCCUCUGCUGCUUCACACUGUGAGCUCUUUCUUGCCUGGUAUCUCUUACAACUCUUCCUCUCACAGACUUUCAGAAGUGGAUGAGAGCCAGCAGGGUGACAGUCCCGCGGAUGCAGAGCCCCUUGAUGUGGAUCGAGAGCAGCAGCAGCUCAGUCGCAGCAGCAGCACCUCAGACAUUGCACAGCAGCUCUCCUCCAACUCAUUCCAAGGACAAAAAAGGGAAAAUUCACCAAAUACCAACUAUUCAGACUCAAGAAACGAUGGUUUGGAAAACAGUGGAACAGGAAGAAAAGAGGUUGAGACUCCUGUGAUCUACGUCCGACAAAGUAGCAGUCCUGGUGAACUUGAAUGUCCUGGGGAUGGCCUGCUACCUUUAGGAAGACAGGGGCAGCGAGAGAAAAGUGAGAGUGUCAGCAGUGAAACCUCUAAUGGCUGUCUCAAUGAAGCAGAUGCCUGUUUAAUGUCAUGGCAGGCGUUUGAGGAGGAGCCCGAUUCUCUGUCUCCUGCUGAUGUCACUAUUGAUUCAGACAGCCCACGGAAUUUGCUGCAGCUCAGCCCUUCUGAUGGCAUGACAGACAGCAGUGAAUGUCUAGCCGAUGACAUCAGUAUCAUUGCCGGGGGGAGUCUUACUGGCUGGCACCCUGAUUCUGCAGCCGUGCUGUGGAGAAGAGUUCUAGGAAUACUGGGAGAUGUGAACAGCAUCCAGUGUCCGAAAAUACAUGCAAAGGUGUUCCUCUAUCUGUACGAACUGUGGCACAAACUAGCAAAGAUCAGAGACAACCUUGGAAUCAGUGCUGAUAACCAGUCCUCCCCUCCACAGCCCCUCCUCAUCCCACCACUGACAAUGUUUGCCUCCUGGUUAUUUAAGGCUACUGCAUUGCCUCCUGAGUACAAGGAAGGGAAACUCCAUGCCUACAGGUUGAUUUGUGAGAUGAUGACCAAGCAUCAAGAUGUCCUGCCCAACUCUGAUUUCCUUGUACAUUUCUACGAUGCAAUGCACAAGGGCUUUAUCAGUGACGAUCAGGAUGUUUUGAACACAGUCAUCCGGUAUUGUUCUCCGCGGUUCCUUUUUCUUGGUUUGCCUGGGUUCACAAUGCUGGUUGGCGACUUCAUUUCAGCUGCUGCACGGAUCCUUGGCUCUGAUGCAUUGGAAGCCCCACGCAUUGAAGCACAAACUAUUCUCGGCUCCCUAGUGUGCUUCCCAAACCUUUACCAGCAAAUGCCUUUACUGCAGCCUGUUCCUGGAUCUACUGAGAGAUUCAUUGGGAAUGAGGACAUUAAGGACUAUUUCGUAAACAUUUUACUGAAGAAUGCCAGAAGUGAGCCAAGUGAGGGUGCAAGAUGCAUCGCUGUGUGCAGUCUUGGGGUGUGGAUCUGUGAAGAACUGGCCCAGUGCACAAGCCACCCUCAUGUGAAAGACGCCAUCAAUGUAAUGGGUGUAACACUGAAGUUAGGAAACAAAGUGGUUGCCCAUGUAGCGUGUGAUGUCUUUCGUCUGCUAGUCUGUCACUGGCAGAACCUUCAGAAAUAUGAAGCAUCUCUUCCCAAGAAAAUCACUGAAAUUUUUGUGGCCACGAUUGCAUUUCUCUUACCAAGUGCAGAACACUCUACCAUGGAGGCAGAUAAAAAACUAAUGGUAUCACUGCUGCUCUGCCUCUUGGAUUGGUGCAUGGCAAUUCCUUUGAAUACACUGCUAGAGCCCAUUACCAUGCCUGUACUUGAAGAUCCUUAUUCUCAAAAAGCUCCUCUUCUGGACUAUAUUUACAGGGUUCUGCACUGUUGUGUUCAUGGCUCAAAUCUCUACACCCAGCAAAGCCAUUACCUGCUGAGCCUUGCAGACCUUUCCGCCACAGACUACGACCCGUUCCUGCCGGUUGGGAAUGUCAGGAACUCAGAGCCACCGCAGUCUCAUACCAGUGUGGAUUUUGGCAACCUGCUCACGGUAGCUGAGGAGAAGAAAAGGAGGAACAUGGAACUGAUUCCUCUGACUGCACGCAUGAUCAUGACGCACCUUGCGAACCACUUGAGCCACCAUCCACUCAGCGGAGGGCCUGCCAUUCUUCACAGCCUCAUCAGCGAGAACCACGACAACGACUAUGUGGAGUCUUCUGAGCUGUCUUCCGAGGUCUUCAAGAGUCCUAACCUGCAGCUGUUUGUGUUCAACGACAGCACCCUCGUUUCUUAUCUGCAGAUCCCUGCAGAAAAGACUGGAGCUGGCGAGCCUCAUGGAGCUGCAGCAGAUGUCCGAGUCAUUGUGAGAGACAUCUCUGGAAAGUAUUCAUGGGAUGGUGGCGUUCUUUAUGGACCUUUAGAUGGACAGUCAUCCAGUAGCUGUAAAGACCAACAUAUAAAAGUACCGUGGGGCAGUGCCAGGCCUCGACAGAAAGUGCACCCAAUGAGUUGGGACUCUGAAGGUAACAGUGAAGAAGGGCAGGACGUGUUGGAUAACCUGCUGGAGAACCUGGGCAGCAGUAGUCCAGAGUGCCUGUCCCAGCAGCAGGGGAAGCUCAAUGAUCCAGCUCCUCCACCGUUGGGUAUGAGUCAUGAGCAGGAGCACACCAUAAUGGAAGCCAUCUUAAGACAGAGCUCCCAAGAAGAGGCACAUGUCAAGAGGUGGCACAGUGACAUAAGCAUGAAAGUAGACAGUCAGAAAGAACCGGCUCCUCAAGAGCCCAAAGCACCUUUCUACUUCUGUAGGCUCCUGCUGAAUGAUCUGGGCAUGAAUUCCUGGGAUCGGAGAAAAAGUUUCCAUCUACUGAAAAAAAACUCAAAGCUCUUGAGAGAACUUAAAAACUUGGAUUCAAGACAAUGCCGAGAAACACACAAGAUAGCUGUGUUUUAUAUUGGGGACGGCCAGGAGGACAAGUGCUCCAUUCUCUCAAACACCGGAGGCAGUCAAGCCUAUGAAGACUUUGUCUCAGGACUUGGCUGGGAGGUGGACCUCUCAACACACUGUGGAUUCAUGGGUGGCCUGCAGCGCAAUGGCAGCACAGGUCAGACAGCCCCUUACUUCGCUACCUCUACUGUGGAAGUGAUCUUCCACGUGUCCACAAGGAUGCCGUCGGAUCCAGACGACUCGCUGACGAGAAAGCUUCGUCACCUGGGAAAUGACGAGGUUCAUAUCGUCUGGUCUGAGCACACAAGGGACUACCGCAGGGGCAUUAUACCUACAGAUUUCGGGGAUGUGUUGAUCAUUAUUUAUCCAAUGAAGAAUCACAUGUUCUUCAUACAGAUCAUGAAGAAACCACAGGUCCCUUUCUUUGGUCCUCUGUUUGAUGGAGCCAUCGUAACAGCAACUCUGCUGCCAAGUUUAGUGCGAGCCACAUGCAUUAAUGCCUGCCGAGUCGUGAAGUCUCGCCUAACACUCUACCAGAGCUUCUAUGAAGAAAGGGCAUUGUACCUGGAGGCGAUCGUCCAGAGCCACAGAGAAGUGAUGACGUUUGAAGAUUUUGCUGCACAGGUGUUCUCUCCCUCCCCAAGCUACUACACCCUGAGUGGAACAGGCUCCCUCAGUGGCAGUGCGAGUGCUGAGCUCCCCGUUGCUGUAGGAACGGACUCCACAGAUCAGGUCUCCCCUACAAUGCCUCGCUCCACAAGGAGCCGAGUCCCUGGGAAACUCCGUCGCUCUGCCAGCGCCAUCAGCAAAUCCUCAAACUGACUGUGGGGCCUUCCAUUUCAAACACUGUACAUUUUACCAGUAACAUUGGCACUUUUCAUUAUUCUUUAAUCAUUCUUUAUUUCUUCUUGUGGUUUUUUAUGAAGAAAAAGUCAGACCAGUUGGAAAGCAGUUGGCGUGUUUCUUUUUGCUGUGCUUUAUCAGGUUUGUUAGGGAUACCUGCAAAACAAACACCACCUGAUCAUAUUGUAAGGAUAGGGAAUUUGUUGGGAGCAAUAUUUAAUACCUGUUAACACUGUUGGUCAUUCAGUACAGUACAAGUUCAGUACAGUUCAAGUGAGAUGAAAAAGGAACCUAAUCCAUUUAAGACCAACAGGUACAAAAUUGCCCUUUUGAUGGCUUUUUAACAGUGCUGUUGUUGGUGCUUUGUUGGUACAGUUUUCCCAAUACUUUUUCUUUUUCACUCGCUGUGCUUUUAUAACCCUCAGUCCAAGAAAGCUCAUGCAUGUUUGUUAGCCACACCACUUCAUUACCUCUUCUUAAAGCACAGUGCUGUCCAUGGUACUGAGGAAACCACCAUUCUCAGAAAGAGGGCCUGAAGGGGCCUGGUUUAGAAAGACAGGUAUCGCCUUCCUCUACAAAGCAAGAAAAAACACUGGGAACACUGCACCCGAAACUAAACACAGAAGGGCACUCAAAAGAUCAUGUUUGUUUGUCUUUUUUUUUUUUUUUUUUAAUAUUACUGAGGGAACAGAUAUUGGAAUAUUGCAUAUUGGAAUUGAAAAAAAAAGUGGAUUUUUUUUAAUAUUGUUGUAUGCUUGCAAAAUAUUUUACAAGUCAGGGCAGAUGAGUUUAGUUUAAAAAAUAACAUAUUCAGGGAUACAAAAAAUGAAGCUAUUCAUGACAUUUUAUAACUGGAGUUAUUUGUAGUAUUACUGACUAUUGUAUGAGUGAGUAAAUAUAAGAUGUGUGUCUCCGUCAGAUUUGCACAUGACCUCUGCAUAUUAACACUACGGGUGAAAAGAACGAUUUGGUCAUAGGAAGCUGAUCUAAGGAUAAUCCUCAAUCUUUAUAUGUAUUGCCUUUUAGUUUGGCAGUUGCAUUGCUAGAUUUAUCUCUCAUUGAUCUGGAAAACUACAUAUAGUUUGUUUUUCUACAUCUAGCAUAGUUUAGGUUUUGCUUGGUUUAUGCUAACUAAAUUAAGAGUAUAAAUAUAAUGCUGUGUAUUAUUCUGUUGAAUUGUGAAUAAAGAAAUCUUAAGGUAA